UAUUCCUCUCUGUGUGUUUAAUUUAUUCACCUCGAUGGUUCUCUUGACUGAUCUGGUAACUGCUGGAAGCGGCUGUGACAGCCUGGAAACAUUAGUAUGAUUUCCUGAGUUUGAGAUUUGCUGCUCUCCCCCCUCCCCAACCCCCCUCCCCCCUUUUCUCCAAACUCAGGAAAAGUCAAUACAAUCGCACUUCAUUUUUCCUUCAUGUGCAAUUGGAAAUCCUGGGAGCAGCGAGAGCAGCGGCAAGAAUGAACUGCAAGGAGGAAAAUGACAACUGCACUGACGGCAGCAGGAAUAACACCAAGAAGAUGCUCAAAUGCGUGGUGGUUGGGGAUGGUGCGGUGGGGAAAACCUGCCUGCUGAUGAGCUACGCCAACGAUGCCUUCCCAGAGGAGUAUGUGCCCACCGUGUUUGACCACUAUGCAGUAACUGUGACUGUGGGAGGACAACAGCACUUGCUGGGGCUUUAUGACACUGCAGGGCAGGAGGAUUACAACCAGCUGAGACCCCUGUCCUACCCCAACACAGACGUGUUCCUCAUCUGCUUCUCCGUGGUGAAUCCUGCCUCCUACCACAACGUGCAGGAGGAGUGGGUGCCCGAGCUGAAAGUCUGCAUGCCCAACGUGCCUUACGUCCUCAUAGGAACACAGAUUGAUCUCCGGGAUGAUCCCAAAACUUUGGCACGGCUGCUGUACAUGAAGGAGAAACCACUGACCUACGAGCACGGAGUGAAGCUGGCAAAGGAGAUUGGAGCCCAGUGCUACCUGGAGUGCUCAGCCCUCACACAGAAAGGCCUUAAGACUGUUUUUGACGAGGCAAUCAUGACCAUCUUCCACCCCAAGAAGAAGAAGAAGCGCUGUGCCAAGUGCCACAGGUGCUGCACCCUGGUGUGACCCGGGGGACAGAGCCAGCRGAGUUCUGUCAAACCAGGCAGGUCAGAAAGGCAACCAAGGUCACCUGCAACUGAAACGGGGUYUGUGACCACUAAAGGGUCUUUCUCACCCAAAAAUAGGAGCCCCCUGUUCUGUGAAACCUCCAGGCUGUAUCUCCCUUGGCCAGCUCCUGUCUCUGUGCUUCCCUAACCCUCCGGAGCUGCUUUGCAGACUGCACCAGCAGAAACCAGGAUGAAACCAGGAUGAAACCAGGAUACCUGCUCCUGCUUGGCUCCCCACCUCAGGAAUGUGUGGCAAACAGAGAGCUAAAGAUGGCAAAAGGAACAGGAGAAAUCCCAUCUGUGGCCUUAAGUAAGAAUUUGAUCAAAAUUAGGAAUUUGCAGUCCUUAGGAAUCGAAUCUGAAUUGACUGAAAGCACACGGAGAUCUGUAGAAAUCUAAAAUGUAAGAUAUAMACUCUAGGUAGGAUGUACUUUGAAAUUGCUCUUCUUUUCUAAGACUUGCUGGUUCAGGAGAUGCUUCAGUUUGUUCAAACCUCAAGGAAGCAAAGGUGGAGUGAUUCCAGUUUGUUUUCACUUGAUGGUGAAACUUCACAGCGUCAGGAUGUUGCUGCACCCAAGCUAUCAAAAAGGAUCAACAUUUACCUCCAGACUUAAGGAAUGUUCUUACAACAAAAAAAAAAAAAAUGCAAAUAACUGUGUUUUUACAGAGGAAUGUUCAGGCUGAGCCAUGUUUCUGUAAGCUGGGAAAGGAAGUACAGAGUUGUAUCAUUAAUGUGCCGAAACAAAGAAAUUCUGCCACCAAAGAAUAUUGCCCUAGACAUKAAAUAGCAGCAUGGAACAAUCUCUCUUCAAACUGAGAAUAUGAACCAGACACAUUGCCUUGGCAACUGAGAAUUUACCUUAUAGAUCAGCUGGAUCUCUUCAUCUCACCCAACAGCCAAAACCAGCAAAAACAAAAAAAGCCAAAGGUCAUACUGACUUUAAGUGCUUUGAGGUGAUCCGAUUGCCUUAAAAUUAUCCUUUUUAUAUUAAGUAUUUCUGUAAAAAACCUUCUCAAAGUGGAGUUGUGAACUUGUUGAC
Malurus melanocephalus (red-backed fairy wren) is the source of this 1974-nucleotide messenger RNA. RefSeq names its product ras homolog family member J (gene RHOJ). The transcript has 5 exons. Gene Ontology annotation, molecular function: GTP binding; GTPase activity. The record is from RefSeq and is a predicted model, not a curated record. The coding region runs from base 249 to 893 and encodes 214 amino acids. Gene Ontology annotation, biological process: small GTPase-mediated signal transduction. NCBI's taxonomy places the organism in Eukaryota, Metazoa, Chordata, Aves, Passeriformes, Maluridae.